Ixodes scapularis (black-legged tick) is the source of this 9707-nucleotide messenger RNA. RefSeq names its product protocadherin-like wing polarity protein stan (gene stan). The coding region runs from base 331 to 8838 and encodes 2835 amino acids. Gene Ontology annotation, cellular component: plasma membrane. The transcript has 33 exons. Lineage: Eukaryota; Metazoa; Arthropoda; Arachnida; Ixodida; Ixodidae. Gene Ontology annotation, biological process: G protein-coupled receptor signaling pathway; cell surface receptor signaling pathway; homophilic cell-cell adhesion. The record is from RefSeq and is a predicted model, not a curated record. Gene Ontology annotation, molecular function: G protein-coupled receptor activity; calcium ion binding.
UCCCGGGUGCGCGUCCCCGGAUCCUCGAUGCACCGACGGCGGACGCGGCGCGACACGCGGCCCGAACCCGGAGCGCCGCUUUGUUCCAGGAGUCGGGCUUCCCCACAACGCCGAUCGAUGCAAGGUGUGCGUGCGCGCUGCAAUUGAAGGGCCCUGCGAAGAGCCACCUACUUUUCGGGGCUGCACCAGGUGACCGCGCCAUGUUUCGGGCCACGAUGUGGGCAGGACUGCGUGCGGCUUCUCGGACUCGGUGGGUCAAGGCGUGCGCGUUUGUUGUGGCAGUGCACGCGGCGCUGUCGCCCCUCCACUUGCACUGCUGUCAGUGGUGACAUGGGCGAGGAGGCGUGGCUGGUCGUCGCGACCUGCCUGCUGGCGGUCGCCGACGGCUUCGUGACCCAGGUCGACCACACGCACAACCGUCCGGGCCUGCGGGUGUUUGCCCUGAAACCGGCCGGCGACGCGCCCUGGACGUACGAUCUCCGCGCGGAGCACGCGGAUGACGCCCGCCUCUUUCGGAUCGACGCGGCCAGCGGUGACGUGCUCCUGCGGCACGCCGUCGACUGUGAGACUCUAUCCACGAACCCAGUGUUGGUAAGGUUACGCGCCAACGGCCCGUCGUCAUCCACCGAGCUGCCGCUGCGGGUGCGUUUCGCGGACUGCGCGGUGACGAGUCCUCUCGAAGACGAGACGGACAGCGUGCUGGUGUCUCUCAGGGACGUCGGCGACGAGUGCUUCGUGCGGAGCCAACCGAUCGCGAGACUCGGGGACCUACUGCCGGUCCAGUUCGAUAACGUGACUUUCGGGCGUCCGUCCAGCCAAUGUUGUGCCAUCGAAAACGUCGCCGGGGACCUGGUGGCGCGGAGGGACUCGUGUGGGCCCCUGUCGGAGACCGUGAGGGCCACGGUGCGGUUCGGCGACGGCGGGAGCCUCCGAUUGGCGGUGAGCUCGGAGAGGCGCCGUACGCGGAGGCAGGCGCCCCACUUCGAGCGCGGCCUGUACAUCGCCUCCGUGCCGGAGGGCCGGGACCGGGGCUACGUGGUGGAAACGGUGAGCGCGACGUCGGCCGUCUCGGGGGACCUGUCGUACUCGCUGCACGCCGUGCUGGACGCCCGCAGCCAGGCCAUGUUCAGCAUCGACCCGCUGUCAGGGGUGGUGACCACCACGACAGUGCUUGACCGCGAGUUCAUCGAGGUGCACUACCUGCGCGUCGUGGCCGUGGACGGGGCCACCCAGCCACCCUCGACGGCCACUAGCACGCUCCAGGUGAAUGUCCUGGACGAGAACGACCAUGCCCCCACCUUUGAGCAAGCCACCUAUGAGGCCUCCAUCAGGGAGUCCGUCCCCACCGGAUUCACGGUCCUCACGGUCAGGGCAACGGACCAGGACACGGGCUCCAAUGCCAACGUCGACUACUCCAUCCUCAAUCCGGACGGGACCAAUGGUGCUUUCGGUAUCGACUCUAAGAGCGGAAUCAUCACAACGCGCUCGUCCCUCGACAGGGAGCUGACCUCCUUUUACGCGCUCGUCGUCCAGGCGACGGACUCCGGGCCCGUGACAGACCGAAAGUCCGCCUCUGCCACGGUCCAAAUCACUGUCCUGGAUGAGAACGACAACUACCCACAGUUUUCGGAGCGGUCCUACUCGGUGAAGGUCUCCGAAGAUGUCAACUGGCUCAACCACCCCGAAGUGGCACGCAUCCGUGCCACAGAUUCUGACCAGGGUGCCAACGCCGCCCUGCGUUACAGCCUGAUUGGUGGCAACACCCAAGGCCACUUUGCCAUGGACAGCCUCACGGGGUCCGUGACCGUCCUGUCUCCACUGGACUACGAGUCAGCACGGAGCUACCGCCUGGUAGUCAGAGUCCAGGACGGUGGCACACCGUCGCGCUCCAACACCACACAGCUCCUCGUUAAUGUGCUGGACAUAAACGACAACGACCCUAAGUUCUACACGUCGCUCUUCCACGAGACAGUCCCCGAAAACGUUCCCGUGGGCCACAGUAUUGUGCGGGUGCAGGCCUAUGAUGCGGACGAUGGCGCAAAUGCCGAGAUCUCGUACACGCUGUCUUCGUCGGAGCGUCCGGACUUGCCGCUGAACGUGGACGACGUGACGGGCUGGGUGUCCACGACCCGACAGCUGGACAGGGAGGAGAGUGCCAGCUUCAACUUCCAGGUCGUCGCGCGGGACCACGGGACUCCUUCGCGCUCUGCCACAGCCAGCAUCCUGCUCCGGGUUCAAGACGUGAACGACAACGACCCCGUAUUUGAGCCGCGAACGUACGAAGCGACCGUCUCGGAGGCCGACCCCCCCGGCACCCCCGUGGUGAGCGUGACCGCGUCCGACCGGGAUGAGCAUUCCCGCCUCGUGUACCAGAUCGCAAGUGGCAACACCAGGGAACGCUUCGGCAUCGUGAGCCACAACCGGCAGGCCGUGGUCUCGGUCGCCCAGCCGCUCGACUACAAGCUGGAGCGGCGGUUCGUGCUGGUCGUGACUGCCACUGACUCGGGAGGGCGCUCAGACUCUGCUACCGUCUACCUGAAUGUGAGCGACGCCAACACACACCGGCCGACGUUCGAGCGUACGCCGUACACGGCCAGCAUCCCUGAGGACGUGCCUGUGGGCACGACCGUGCUGGUGGUGGAGGCGCGCGACGGCGACGUGGGGCGCAACGCCCUGGUAACCUACACCCUAGAGGAGGACGUGCCUGAGUUCCGCAUGGACCCCUCCUCGGGGGCCUUGGUGACGGCGCGUCCGCUGGACCGCGAGCGUGUCGGCGGCUACACCCUGGUGGUCGCGGCGCAGGACGGCGGCAACCCGCCGCUCUCUGACACCACCAAUGUUGAGCUGGAAAUCGCCGACGUGAACGACAACACCCCAGUCUUCCCAACGGCGGGCUACACGAGCACCGUCAGCGAGGAUGCCCUGGUAGGCACCAGCGUGGCGCACGUGUCCGCGCUCGACGCCGACCUCGGCCUCAACGGGCAGAUCCGCUACACGUUUCUCGGCGGGAAUGAUGGCGGCGGCGCCUUCGGCAUUGACCCCACCUCCGGGAUAGUUCGCACCAACCGCGCACUGGACCGGGAGACGGUGGCCGCGUACCACCUGGUGGCAUUCGCUGUGGACCGAGGCUCCCCGUCGCUGUCGGCGUCUGUCUCGGUCGUGGUCUAUGUGGAGGACGUCAACGACAGUCCACCGCGGUUCUCGGCCGACCGCAUCCGGCUCUUCGUGCCCGAGAACAGCCCCGUGGGCUCGGUGGCAGGCGAGGUGCAGGCGCAUGACCCGGACGAGGGACCCAACGCCGUGGUGCAGUACGCCAUCGUGGGCGGCCCCGACGCGGACGCCUUCUCGCUGGUGGCACGCCCGGGGGAGGCCGCCGAGAUCGUGACGCGCACCGAGCUCGACUACGAGUCCCGCCGCAAGAAGUAUGUGCUGGUGGUGCGGGCGUCCUCGCCGCCCCUGCGCAACGACGUGGAGGUGGAGGUCUGGGUGACCGACGUCAACGACAACGCCCCCGUGCUCAAGGACUUCCGCAUCGUGUUCAACAACUACCAGCACCACUUCCCGGUGGGGCCGAUCGGCAGGGUGCCCGCCUGGGACGCGGACGUGGCAGACCAGCUGCGCUACCGCUUUGUGUCGGGCAACAACGCCCACCUGCUCGUGCUCAACGAGACCUCGGGCGACGUCCGGCUCAGCCCCAGCCUCGACUCCAACAUACACAUCAACGCAGACAUGGAGGUCAGCGUCUUCGACGGCAUCAACGAGGUGUCAGCCAUGUGCCACCUGUCGGUGCGCCUGGUCUCGGAGGCAAUGCUCUUCAACAGUGUCACGGUUCGCCUCGGAGGGAUCACCAAGGAGCAGUUCCUGUCUCCGCUGUACGACCAGUUUGUCAGCGGCUUGGCAGCCAUCAUCCCUUGCGCCAAAGAGAACGUCUUCAUCUUCAGCAUCCAGGAUGACACGGACGUGGACAGCACGGUGCUCAACGUGAGCUUCUCCGCCUCGAGGGGCCGGGAUGAGGACUACCUGGCCCCCCAGUACCUGCAGGAGCGGGUCUACCUCAGCAGGGCUGUCCUGGCCAGGCUUACCAACGUCCACGUGCUGCCAUUUGACGACAACCUGUGUGUGCGGGAGCCCUGCAUCAACUUCGAGGAGUGCCUGUCCGUGCUCAAGUUCGGCAACGCCUCGACAUUUGUGGCCUCGGAGAGUGUGCUCUUCCGCCCCAUCUACCCCGUCAACACCUUCGCCUGCCGCUGCCCAGACGGAUUCACGGGCAUGAAGAGGAAGUAUGACUGUGACACGGAGAUCAACCUGUGCUACUCGAACCCCUGUGGUGUCAACGGAACCUGUGUGCAGAGGGAGUCCGGCUACAGCUGCAUCUGCGCUGAGGGCUUUACAGGCCCCCGGUGCGAUGCCCGCGUGCCCAACUGCAAAGGCCCCGGACUGUGCCCCGAGUGCGGGGAGGAUCCCCUGUGGAGCGACCCCCAGUGCCGGCUAAGGGCACGCAGCUUCUCCAGGGGCUCCUAUCUCACCUUCCCAGCCCUGAGGCAGAGGCACCGGUUCACACUUUCCCUCAGCUUUGCGACGCUGCGUCCGGACGGCCUGCUGCUGUACAACGGGCGCUACAACGACAUGCACGACUUCGUGGCCCUGGAGCUGGUGGAGGGCUCCCUGGUGUUCUCCUUCUCUACGGGGGUGCAGACCAGCCGGGUGUCUGUGUCCGCCCGGGGGGGCCUCCACGACGGCCAUUGGCACCGGCUGGACGUGCAGUACCACAACAGGACGGUGCUCCUCUCGGUGGACGGCUGCGACCCCGUGCUGGCCGACCGGCUCAGGAACCGCCCGGGAGGCUACCAGUGCGCCAACAGCACCACCCACCACCUGGAGCACAGGUGCUCGGACGCGAUGCAGACCUGCUACCGGUUCCUGGACCUGACCGGACCACUCCAGCUCGGUGGACUGCCAGACCUUCCAACCCACUUCCCGGUGUCUCAGAUGCACUUUGACGGCUGCAUCCGGGACCUCCACGUGGAUCAGCAGCUGGUGGACCUCAACAAGUUUGUGGCCAACAACGGCAGCACGGCAGGUUGCCACGAGAAGCGGGGCUUCUGCCAGACCAGGCCCUGCCAGAACGGGGGCACCUGCUCCGAGGGGUGGAACAGCUUCCUCUGCCAGUGCCCCUUGGGCUUCGGGGGGCGUGACUGCAGUGAGGGGGUGGAGCCCGUACGUCGCUUCGACGGGGACGGCUACCUGGUGUUCAACCCCCUGCUGCGCCCCAUCCAGUUCCCCUGGUCCUUGGGGCUCACCUUUCGCACGAGGACUCCUGCGGGACUCUUGCUACAUCUGCUCGUCGGUCAGGGCUCCCACACUUCCUUGCAGGUUGACGGCGGGCACCUGAGGUACGACGUGGACGGGGAGAGCGUGCUGCUGUCGGACGUGCGAGUGGACGACGGCCGCUGGCACCAGGUGGCGGUCAAGUGGAUGGUUGGAGACGUUUGGCUCAGCCUGGACCACGGACAGCAUACGGUGUCCCAGCAGUUUGCAGCAGCCAUCCAGGGUCUGUACGUGGGCAAGGUGUCCCUGGGUGGAGUCGAGGACGGAGAGGCCAACUUCAACGGCUGCAUCCAGGAUGUGCGCAUCGGCACGAGCAAGGAGGCCUGGUUGCGACCUGUGGUGGAGCACAACGUGCGGGACGGCUGCCAUGCCCCGGACCCCUGCCUGUCCGGGCCCUGUCCCGAGCACAGCGUCUGCACAGACGCCUGGGAGCAGCACCAGUGCAAGUGCGACCCCGGCUACGUGGGGUCCGAGUGCGUGCCGACCUGCAGCCUGUCCCCCUGCGAGUCCGGACAGUGUGUGGCGUCCCCCUCCAUGCCAGGGGGCUUCGAGUGCGUCUGCGAGCCCAGCCGCUGGGGCCGCUACUGCGGGGAGGCCAGCAGCCAGCCCUGCCCCUUCAACUGGUGGGGGACCCCCGUGUGCGGCCCCUGCCACUGCCCCGUGCACAGGGGCUACCACGCGGACUGCAACAAGACCACUGGGGAGUGCUUCUGCCAGGAGAACCACUACCAGCCGGAGGGCAGCGACGUCUGUUACCCGUGCGACUGCUACGCCAAUGGCUCCUACAGCAACCGCUGCCACCCAGUCACCGGCCAGUGCCGCUGCAGGCCCGGCGUCAUCGGGCGCCAAUGCGACGCCUGCUCCAACCGCUUUGCGGAGGUUACCCUCAGGGGCUGCGAAGUGAUUUACGACGGCUGCCCCCGAUCUAUGAGCGAGCGCGUCUGGUGGGAGCGUGCCCUCUUCAACCAGCAGGUUUCGCGGAGCUGCCCCAAGGGAGCCCAGGGUAAGGCGACGCGUCUGUGCGACCAGGAGAGCGGCUGGCUGGAGCCGGACACCUUCGGCUGCGUGUCCGAGGCCUUCGCCCCGCUGUCGGAGCAGCUGCGCGUGCUGGAGCGGGACAAGCUGCCGCUGAACACCUUCAGCGCCGUCCGCGUCGCCCGGCAGCUGCGGGCAGCCACCAACGCUAGCGAGGGCGCCCUGUACGGCACGGACGUGCUGCUGGCCUCGCGCCUGUUGCACCAUGUGCUCUCCCACGAGAACCACCUGUCGGGCCUGAACCUGACCCACCGACAGGACCGGGACUUUCUGCGCCACCUGGUGCAGGCGGCGAGCGCCGUGCUGGACGGACGCUACGCCGCCCUCUGGGGGCGCGUGGCAUCCCUCACUGGCCAGGGGCCCCCCCACCUGCUCAAGAUGUUCGAAAAGUACGCCCACACCCUGGCCUCCAGCCAGAGGGACACCUUCACGGACCCCUUCGAGCUGGCCGCACCAAACAUGGUGCUGGGCAUGGACACGGUGUCCCGGUCGGACGUGGGCGGCCCCUUUCUGGAGCAGACGCCCGAGGGCCCCUCGGUGCUGCUCCCCAAGUACAACAACUACGUGCUGCCCAAGGAGGGGCCCAGCAUGCCCUCCUUCUCCCUCUCCCUGGCCGCCCUCGGCCUGGACUCCGGGCCCGAGUCGCUGCCUCGGAGCGUGGGUGCCAAAGCGGUGGUGGUGUACGCUUUCUACCCGAACCUGCAGGGGCUCUUCCCCACCUCCUACGACUCCAACGUCAGGCAGCGCUUUGGGGUGGAGCUCUCCCUGGGGGGCCCUGUGAGCACACUGGUGGUGCAGCCCGCCGACGCCAGCAGCCCCGUGGGGACCCUCCGGGUGCGCCUGCGCUUCCCCAGGGACGUCGGGGACCAGCCUCAGUGCGUCUUCUGGAUGUUCUCCUCCAGUGGCCGUGGCAAGUGGUCCACCCGUGGCUGCAAGCUGGAAGCAGUGGACGCUGGGCACAUCAACUGCUCCUGCGACCACCUGAGCAGCUUCGCCGUCCUCACAGACAUUGUGAGCCGAGAGCACCUGGCCGAGGUAACCCCUCUGGAGGGCGCCCUGACUUGGUGCGGCCUGGUGUGCUCCCUGGGCGCCCUGCUGCUCACCUGGCUGGUGCUGAGCUUGCUGAGGGGCCAGGGCACCAACUCCCUGGCCAUCCACCGGAACUUGGUGGCCUGCCUGUGGACCUCCUUGCUUCUCUUUCUCCUGGGACUCAAGCUCAGGCGUACCCUGUUACAUCACGAGUUCCCGUGCAAGCUGCUGGCGAUUUCCCUGCACUACGGCUUCCUGUGCGUCUUCUCGUGGUUGUGGCUGGACGCGGUGCACCUGUACCGCAUGCUGACGGAGAUGAAGGACGUCAACCACGGCCACAUGCGCUUCUACUACGCCCUCGGAUACGGGGCCCCCGCCGUCGUCGUGGGCCUGGCCGUGGGCGUGCGGGCCGACCACUACGCCACCCACAACUUCUGCUGGCUCUCCAUGUACGAGAGCAUCGUGUGGAGCAUGGUGGGACCCAUCUGCGUGAUGGUGCUGGCCACCCUGGUCACGUUCAGCCUGUCCAUCCGGGCGAGCGUUCAGAUCAAGGACACUGUCAUGGACUUCGGAAACCUCAGGGUGCUGCUGUGGGUGAGUGUGCUGCUGCUGCCCCUGGUGGGGGGCUGCUGGACCCUGGCCCUGCUCUCUGUGGGGGACGAGCCCCUGGCCCUGAGGCUGGCCUUCCCCCCGCUGUGCUGCCUCACGGGUCUCUACGUUUUCCUGGGCUACUGCAUACUCAACAAAAGGGUGCGGCAGCACCUGUGCUACCUGUGGGCCCGGCUGCGGGGGAAGAAGGUGCCCUACGACGAGAGCCUCAGCGGCACAAGGGCCUCCAUGAUCUCCCGCUCCGCCCUGGCCUACCACAACUCGUCAUUUGACGUGCUGCACCGCAACGUGGGCAUCUCAACCUCCUCCACGACGAGCCGCUCCACCGCCAAGACCUCCAGCAGCCCCUGGAACAGCAACGGCAGGCUACCCCGCAGGAGGACCCACGUCCGGGACGACCCGGACACCGGGGAGGCAACGCGGAAGCGCCGAACCACGUCGGACUCAGACUCCGAGAUGUCGCUGGACCACGCGUCGCUGGACCUGGCGUCUAGCCACAGCUCGGACGAGGAGGAGGCCAAGCCCGCCUGGAGGGGGGACGUGCCCGGAUUGGCCCCUGUCCGCGAAGAAGACGUGCAGCAGGCUCCCCCGGGGUCCCCGCCGCGGCGCGAGCGUCCCCACCUGGGCCCCAGCCUGUGGGACUGCGGCCUGCCCCCGCAGCUGGGCUCCCUGCCCUGCGCCCCUCCUCCCACGACGUCCCCGAGCGGGGCCUGGCCCCGAGAGGGGGACCUGCGCAACAACCUGGACCAGCCCACGCCGGGCAAGGAAGCCGUCUGCCACAAGCCCAACAUGCUGGCCGCGUCGGACUCCGAGGACAGCAACGAGACGUCCGUCUAGGGCAGACUCCUGUACAUAGCGCCGUCCCGGUGGAGAGAGAGCGUCAGCGCCUGCGCCUGGGCCGGCUGCGGUCCUUGGGGGGCCUGCGGCGGGGCUGCAGCUGCUGCUCCACCAGGUCUGCGAGCUGCCCCUGCUCGGCCAGCAUCGACAGGAACGUGCAGAUGAACUGGUCGUAGUUGUGCGUGCGCCGGCAGUCAUCCACCUGCACACACACGCACUUCAGUGUCGCCACACUGGCCGCCAAGCAACGAAACAGCUUCACGCGCGAGAACAAGUUGCUUAGAAAGGACGCAAACGGCGCUACGGACAAGGACGAGUACAAGAGGUGAACGUCUUACCACAAAGGCUGAUUCACACAUUCCCUUCAGCGCUGAGGUAACAGAAAGUCACUGCUGUAUCAGUGGCAUUAUUGUCAGUGCUGCGUUGUGUAUGCAAAUAAGAAGAGUUCCGUGCAUCAGAGUGCCGAUAGAGUGCAAAGCAUUCACACAUGCACCACUUAGUGCUGCGGUGCAUGUGUGAGUAGGCCUCAAGUGUGAGCGCAACCAAUUCUACGGGUCGACGGGGCCAAUUGGAGGCGCCAAAAGUGCCACAUUUGUCGUUUUUCUGCGCGUCUGCAGUCACCGGUUGAGCAAAUCAAAUACUGUGUGCACCGCGACCUUGCAAUUUUACUUGCGUCUGUUUUUAUACAUCCUCAUGCCUAUGGCUGAGCUUUGAUGAAACAAAGUUUAGCGACUGAUGUCCACUUCUACUCGUUUUGGUCCGUAGCGCUAUUUGAGCCUUUGCUACAUUCCCCCAACUGGCCCAACAGUUCAUUUUGAAGCAGUGUUGAUGCAGGAUGAAAUAUUUGAAAUAAAUGUUUGUCAACAGUA